Molecule: messenger RNA, 879 nt
Organism: Entrophospora sp. SA101
Lineage: Eukaryota; Fungi; Glomeromycota; Glomeromycetes; Entrophosporales; Entrophosporaceae
Source: the annotation of a GenBank genome assembly
AUGAAUGUAGAAAAUCACAACGAUUGUGUUGUAAUGUAUAAUGAUGACAGACCAAUUCCAACACUUCCAAAUGAGUUAACUGCCUUAGUAUUUGAAAGUCUUGAACAAAGCAUAAAAAUUAAAAUUGCCAGAGUUUCUAAAGUUUGGAAUGCUUUUAUUUAUUCACCUAUAUUUUGGAAAAAAGUCAUUUUGUACGAUGCAAGUAAAUUCCAAACCGGAACAUUUGAACGUUUAAAACUAGUUGAAGAAUUAGAUGCUAGAGGUAGUAAUUUAACUGAUGCAUUUAUUAAAACGUUGGUUACUGGAUCAGCAGGAACAACAUUAAAAGUAUUGGAUAUUUCUGUUAACAAGAUUACAAAUGUAUCAAUUCUAUUCAUUGGUCUUCAUUGUUGCAACUUAAUGAAAAUUUUUAUUGAAGGUUGCCCAGAAGUUACAGAUAUUAGACCUUUAAAACUUUUGCUCAAUGAUAACUGGCAAUCAGAAUGUGCAGUGAUAAAGAAUAUAUCAAAGCCUAGAUGUAGAGAUUUCAGAGCAUUUAAUAAUAAUUUAUGUGCAGUACAUCUAGGUCUAAGAGCCAAGAUGUACGCAUUUGAGAUCGAGAAUAGACAAAUUACUAAAAAGGCUAAGGGUAUACCGAAAAAUGUAGUAAAAGAGGAAUUAUCUAUAGAUAUACUUAGAGUAGAAAAUCAUAAUAUAUAUCUAACAAAAUCUACAAAAAAAGUUCUAUGUCCACUUGAUACAAAGAAAUGGAUCUUAGAUGACAGAAUUAAUAGCUAUGCUUAUGGCCAUUACAAGAUCCAGGAUCCAAAUGACAAUGUAGAAGAAAUCAAGUAUAGUGAUGAGGAAUUAUGCAAUUUCUUGGAGUUAAUACUAACUUAA